Ictidomys tridecemlineatus (thirteen-lined ground squirrel) is the source of this 2487-nucleotide messenger RNA. The record is from RefSeq and is a predicted model, not a curated record. Lineage: Eukaryota; Metazoa; Chordata; Mammalia; Rodentia; Sciuridae.
CCUAAAGACCCAAAGAGGUUCACAGACAUAAGUAACUUGCUUAAUCAAGAUCACACAUCUGUGCUGGGGGUGUAGGUCAGUGGUAGAGAGUUUGCCUAAAUGGGAUACAUGGAGUCGGAUCCCCAGCACCUGGUGGGGGGAAUCACAGCUAAAGGGAGGCAGGAUGAGGAUUUGAACCCAGACUCAUCCCAGACCCCAAAUGCCUAGUUGAAAUUGAGCCAAAAAGUAUGGGAUAAGGAAGAUCAUAUUUUUCUUCUUAUCCAUUUAUCAAACAAGAACACAGUACCUACUCUGUUGUCUCCUCUAUGCCAGCUCCUGUAUCAGGGAUUAUGGGAGAGAGAGAAUCAGUGAAACACGGUGUCUUCCUUCAGGGGUGGAUCUGUGUCCCAGGCAGGAAAGCUAUGCUGUGAGGCUCAAUGGAGCCUGCCACCACCUCAGUAGGAGCAUCCCCAGGAUGAGGCAACUUCAUGCCUUCCUGGGUCCAACCUAGGCUCCCUGUGUUGCUGUCAUCUGCUACCCCUACCACUGUCCCAGGUCUGCGGUUGUUCAGGGCUGACUUCCUACCAGCCCCUCUCUCCUGGCUUUCUCCCCUUUGUCCUCCCACCCCGACCCGAAGGGCACCCACAGACAGACUCCCUGGAAGGCCCAGCACCUGCGUCUCUCCACCCUUGGAGUUCUACCAGCUUGGCUCUGUCCUGGAGCUAGUGGGGAGAGCUUGGCCCCUUCCCAGAGGCAGGGGAGGAGGAGGGAGGCUGCGAUCGCAGGCUGGGGCUGGGUGUCGCAAUUCUGGGCCGAGCCGAGACCUUUGCUCCGCGAGUACUACUUCCCCGGGGCUCCGGGUCCCUCAGCUCAGCUCCAGUCGCCGGCUGGCCGCGCAGCCUCGGGACAGGGGACUGCACCAUCCUCCUCUCCCAGCAAGGGGGCUCCAGAGACUGCAGCCAGGAAGUCUGGUGGCCUGGGGAUUCGGACAGUGUCUUGGUAAUGUCCAGGGCUCCAGGAAGAGAUGUCCUUGUGGCUGGAGGCCCCUGUGCCUGAUGUUUCUCCUGAUUCUGCCGUGGAGCUGUGGGAUCCAGAUGUUCAAGAUGCAAGCAGCCAGGCUCGGGGAGGCCGCAGCUGCGUCCUUAGGGAGGAAGCCAGGGUGCCCCAAUCUGCUGAGGGGAUGGGGCUGGAGUCAGCAGAACCCACAGCCCUAUUCCCCAGGGCAGAGUCCCUUCCAGAGACCACAGAGCUCCGUCCACAAAAGCGGAAAAAAGGGCCAGCCCCCAAAAUGCUGGGGAACGAGCUGUGCAGUGUAUGUGGAGACAAGGCCUCUGGCUUCCACUACAACGUGCUGAGCUGCGAGGGUUGCAAGGGAUUCUUCCGCCGCAGUGUCAUCAAAGGAGCUCGCUAUGUCUGCCACAGUGGUGGCCACUGCCCCAUGGAUACCUACAUGCGUCGCAAGUGCCAGGAGUGUCGGCUUCGCAAAUGCCGCCAGGCAGGCAUGCGGGAAGAGUGUGUCCUUUCAGAAGAACAGAUCCGCCUGAAGAAACUGAAACGGCAAGAAGAGGAACAGGCUCAGGCCACAUCGGUGCCCCCGAGGGCCCCCUCACCUCCCCAAGUGCUCCCCCAGCUCAGUCCAGAGCAACUGGGCAUGAUCGAGAAGCUGGUCGCUGCCCAGCAACAGUGUAACAGGCGCUCUUUUUCAGACCGACUUCGUGUGACGCCUUGGCCCAUGGCCCCAGACCCCCAGAGCCGGGAGGCCCGUCAGCAGCGCUUUGCCCACUUCACUGAGCUGGCCAUCGUGUCUGUGCAAGAGAUCGUAGACUUUGCUAAACAGCUCCCAGGCUUCCUACAGCUCAGCAGAGAGGACCAGAUCGCCCUGCUGAAGACUUCUGCAAUUGAGGUGAUGCUUCUGGAAACUUCUCGGCGAUACAACCCUGGGAGCGAGAGCAUCACCUUCCUCAAGGAUUUCAGUUAUAACCGGGAAGAUUUUGCCAAAGCAGGGCUGCAGGUGGAGUUCAUCAACCCCAUCUUUGAGUUCUCCAGAGCCAUGAACGAGCUACAACUCAAUGAUGCUGAGUUUGCUUUGCUCAUUGCCAUCAGCAUAUUCUCUGCAGACCGGCCCAAUGUGCAGGACCAGCUCCAAGUAGAGAGGCUGCAACACACAUAUGUGGAGGCCCUGCAUGCUUACGUCUCCAUCCACCACCCCCAUGACCGACUAAUGUUCCCACGUAUGUUAAUGAAACUGGUGAGCCUCCGAACUCUGAGCAGUGUCCACUCAGAGCAAGUGUUUGCGCUGCGCCUGCAGGACAAAAAGCUUCCACCACUGCUCUCUGAGAUCUGGGAUGUGCAUGAAUGACUGUUCUUCCCCAUGUCUCCUGAGUUCUGGGCAGCACAGCUGAGGCCCCUUGGCUGCCUCCUGGAAGUGGAACAGAUUGAGAAGGGCAAACAUUCCUGGGUGUUGGGCGAAGGAGAUCCUCAUGUAGCAUUAAAGGAGAGUCAAAGGGU